AUGAAAUUGGUCACGCAUGAGUUAUUCGGGGAGCAAGCGAUGUCGAAUGACAAAACCGCAAAGAAGGAUAUGUUGACCCAGGUGAUCUGGGAUUCGGUACCACGUUGUUUUGGGCCUAACACUAUGUUUGAAGAUUUUAUCCAUAAUAAACAUCGUAGAGAUGUAGCAAAUGUGUUGUUGGUAAUGCGUGGGAAUAUCACGCCUCCCGUCACCUAUUGCCAACGCAUAAUCCAAAAGAUUACAACUGAUGCUGACGGACUUGUUUUCAUGCACAUCUACACUUUUGACCAAAAUGGGCAAGUCGAUAUCAAGGUGAAGUUCCAAAACCCUUUUGUCAUGUCCAACACCAUCCGUUUUGUUUUGUUUGGGUCCCACCAAGAAUUUCUUGGCAACAUGGAAGAGCAGCAAAUCAAACAUUUAAAAGUGAUCUGGGCACUCGCCGGUGCUGCAACAUUCUACAGUCUAGAUGAACAGUCGGACGUUCACGUGAAAUUUGAUCAUUUCAGUGGAACAGCGUACAGUUGCAAGUUUGACACCAUUCUAGCUGUGAUCAGAAACCUCACUGGGGACAAGCUAGCAGAAUUUCAUGAUUUCCUACGGUAUGUUACGAACUAG
Suillus subalutaceus is the source of this 615-nucleotide messenger RNA. RefSeq lists its product as uncharacterized. NCBI's taxonomy places the organism in Eukaryota, Fungi, Basidiomycota, Agaricomycetes, Boletales, Suillaceae. The coding region runs from base 1 to 615 and encodes 204 amino acids. The record is from RefSeq and is a predicted model, not a curated record. The transcript is spliced from 4 exons.